UAUGAUAAGCAGGAAGAGACGGGACGCUGCUGACUGCGGUCGCGUUUGUGUGAACGGUAACCAGGAAGUAGGGAUCGUGUGCAAAGUGUGUGACAGGAACUGGAGCGUAGACUGGCCCGAGCGCACCGGCGCAGGAGAAGGGACGGGGUCCGGAGAAGGAGGCAGCCGGCAAGCUGUAGGCAACCUGCGAGGGGUCACUGUUUAUGUGCCUCACUGCAAGGUCAAUGCCAACUGACGCUCCGGAAACGCAGGUUCAGGCGUUAGCCCAACUGUUGCGGGAUCAUGGGGAUUCUGUGCUCGACGGAUCCCGCGUCCUCUCCCUUCUCACGCCGUGCCUGCAGGUUGCCACUCGCCUAUUCGAACAGCUUUUCCCGCGAGGGCCGGGAUCUGGGUUCCAGGCGCUGCCGGCUCACCCUGCGGAUAACCUCCCUGUUCUACGGACGCAGUUCCUGCUAGACAUGUUUCAGAAAGCGCCUUCGCUCAAGCUCAUUCACCCCUCUGAUUCCCCUCGCCAGCUGGAUGUGAAUAUUUUCCCCUUUAAGUCGCUGCGAAGUCUGGAGUUGCGUUCGCUGCCUCCGCAUUGUCUUCGUGGCUUGCGAUCGGUUUAUUCUCAGCUGGAGGUGCUGACCUGCUCCAAGUGCGUCACCAGUUUGGAGGAAUUGAUCUCUCUCUGCGGGGGAGAUCUGAGUUCGGCUUUACCCUGGCUGGAGCUGCACACGCUGAAUUUCGGCUACAAUACAAUCAAUGCUUUGGAUAACUCCCUGGAAUUAUUAAACAGUUUGAAAAUCCUGGAUCUAAGUCACAACCAAAUUAAAGAAUGCGGGUCCUAUUUAAAGGUGCUCUCAGAGCUUCAGUAUCUGAAUUUAGGAUAUAACCUAUUAACGACGGCCCCGGAACUCGGCACGGAAGCCUCCGCCAAACUGCAGACUCUGAUCCUUAGACACAAUCAGCUGUCCAACACCAGCGGAUUGGAACUGCUAUCCAACCUGCAGCACUUAGAUUUGUCCUUUAACCUCCUCCAUGACCAUGCGCAGCUCAAAGGCUUGGCCAGACUACACAAUCUCAGAAAGCUUUACCUGAAAGGGAACCCCAUUUAUUUUCAUAAAGACUAUAAAGUGUUAACAGCCCAGCAUUUAUCACCCAAAAGCUCUGACAAGAUGUUUUUGGAUGGGGUGUUGCUGGCCAGGCUAGAGCUAAUGAAUAUACAGAAUAUAACGGGUGAAGCGGUCAGGCAGCCUCCCCCAGGCUCUGCGAACGAGAGUUCAUGCACCGGCGAUUUAACGGACAGCUGCUCGGCUGCGGACAGAGGUGCUGCCCGACUCCCGCGGAAGAAAUCCAAGGUUAAAGUGCGUAGGGCGAGUAUCUCUGAGCCGAGUGACAGCGAGUGUGAGCAGCGAGGACAGCCGAUCGAGCCGGUAUUGCAGCACCAGAAGGAUAUCGAGCGUACCGACAGCUUUCGGGAGCAGUUCGGGGUGGACUGGCUGCAGUACAGAGCUCACUUGGAGAGCGAACUCGGUCAGGAUCACCCCGACGGUCGCGGUCCUCCUCCUGCCAGAUGUUCUCCUUCUCCUGUCCAGAGCCCUUCUGUUUCUCCUGUACCAAACAGUGAGAUCAAGCGGAAAAGCCCAUCCCCUGCUCCGGAGUUACCCAACCCUACCCCGGCCUGGUCUCCUGACAAAAAUAAUAGCCCCGAUGUGGCUGUAGAUAAGCUGAUAGAGAAGAUUGAAGAUGUUCUGGAGGAUAACUUGUGGGGGCAAGAGGACAAUAGCCGACAAGAAGAUGAAGAUGAUGUCAUAAAAGAUGCCCUGUGUCCCCCCGUAACGGUGUGCCCGGUCCUGUAUGGACAGCCACGUAACCCGGAUUGGCCUUGGGUAUUUUUGCGCGUUACGCGCCAGUUCCUGUUGGAGAUAGACCUGGAACGCGGGAGGAUUUUGGCCAAAAGGGAACUGCGCAGCCUACGGGACAUUCAGACGUCUGUGACGCCCUGGGAAUGGAAUGGCGAGGAGCAGGAACUUCCGGUCCUAACACUGAUCUUUGAUUCGGUUUGCGAGGAGAAACAGAGGUUGCAAUUUGUGGUCCUAGAUAACACCCCGCAGAUCUCCGUAACGACGCUGCUUGAAGUGUUGGGUCCCAUCCUGGAGGACAACCAGAGAGAGAAAUCCGUGUCCGGCGAACAGCGCACGAGUUUUCAGUGUCUCAAAUGCAAAGCGGAAUUCAAUCCAGAAGAGGAAGAUGAGGACAUCUACAGGACAGCCUCCGAACCAAAGGACCACACAGCGAACGGCCCCCUCGGUGAUCCCACAGGUGACUCCAUCCACGGAGAUGCUUGUUGCCCAUCGUGUGGAAGUUGUCACGUUGUCCUGGCGCCUUUGAAUCAGAACAGAGGCUGCAGUACGCCUGUGAUUUCCGUGCCCAGCGAACAGACGCAAGGAAGGUCCGAAACGGACAACCAGACGUCCUUUUACACGGGAGAAGGCGAUGCUGAGAGCCUGGGAACGGGCAGCAGCUCCAUCGGCACUCGAGACGACACGGAGAGCAGUAUCUUCUACAGCUGCAACGCGGAACAGCAGGGACUGCAGCCCCCGGCAGACACCAGCUACAACAGUCUGUCCGGCAGCUACCGAUACGGCACUCCUACCCCGGCGUUACGUCACAGCAGCCUUUUACCAGAGGACUCGUGUAAGAUCAGCCCAGGGUCUCGGCAAAGUUUAGACUUUCGUCUGGUGGAUCAUCGGCUCAAGCUGUAUCUGGAUAUGGAGGUCCUCGGAGGAGAGAUGGAAGAGUUUCGAUGUUGCAUUAGGGUUCCGGUCGUUCGAUUUGGACGUUCCGAAGAAUUCCGGGCUCUGGUGGUCGUGUCAAACCAGAAAAUCUAUUUCUUGGAAGUGACCGGGGAUGUUAGAGGACCUCCGUGCGACUGGCUUCAGCCUGGAGACGCGCAGAACCUGACGUCGCUCACCCACCUGCACGUCGGGCUCAACCAGCAGACUCUGCACCUCGGGUUUGACGGCCCUGAAGCUGCUUACACCCUCCUGACCAGGAACCGCUUCUACAGCGCGACCUUCAGCAAGGACAUCCUGGACACCCUCUCCGAGUUACCUCCACGGUACCGCAAUAGUCUGGUACACAGUCUAGAGGAGCCCAUCGCAGCGGAGCAUCGCCUUUGGCCUCUUCUGCAAGAUAACCUUAAGGCGGAGAAUAAAAGCCCCCCGGAGUUUCUGUACCUGCUGGUGUACUUUGUGAAAGAGGACGUUGUUUCCCAGAAAUCCACCGAAUCUCACAUGGCGGAGCGUAACGGCGUAUCCUCCGAGGCUGUAGCGACCGGUGCCUCUCCGGCGUCCCUGCUGUUCACGCAAACUCACAUGUACCUGCUGGAGGAGAGCCACCAGUGGCUUCACGCUGUCCCCGCCGAGCCGAGCGACGGCCUCUCGGGACACCGGGACGCGGUGCAUGUGACAGAGAAACAGCCGAUCAGCAGCAUCAGCUCCGUGCAUUUGUUCAAGUCGGCCUCUCGUCACCUCCACAUCCGGCUGUAUAACGAGACCCAGCAGAGCGAGAGUGCGUGGCUUCUAUGGACCGAAGACGCGUCGCUGCCCGGGGAGAUCGUGGAGUGGCUCCGUGCCCCGUGGGAAGCAGAGUACCACAUACAGUUUAACCCGGUCGUCCAUGACCCGCUGGAGUGAUGCUGUCCUCGGCCUGAAGGAGAAAAAUGAACUGAGAACCGGCAC
This is a messenger RNA of Spea bombifrons (plains spadefoot toad), 3725 nucleotides long. RefSeq names its product serine/threonine kinase 11 interacting protein (gene STK11IP). Gene Ontology annotation, cellular component: cytoplasm. The record is from RefSeq and is a predicted model, not a curated record. Bases 204 to 3680 code for a protein of 1158 amino acids. NCBI's taxonomy places the organism in Eukaryota, Metazoa, Chordata, Amphibia, Anura, Pelobatidae. The transcript has 25 exons. Gene Ontology annotation, molecular function: protein binding. Gene Ontology annotation, biological process: intracellular protein localization.